Monopterus albus (swamp eel) is the source of this 2518-nucleotide messenger RNA. It is a transcript of the gene mta2, whose product is annotated as metastasis associated 1 family, member 2. The record is from RefSeq and is a predicted model, not a curated record. The transcript is spliced from 19 exons. Gene Ontology annotation, molecular function: transcription coactivator activity; chromatin binding; sequence-specific DNA binding. Gene Ontology annotation, cellular component: NuRD complex; nucleoplasm. Lineage: Eukaryota; Metazoa; Chordata; Actinopteri; Synbranchiformes; Synbranchidae. Gene Ontology annotation, biological process: negative regulation of transcription by RNA polymerase II. The coding region runs from base 1 to 2034 and encodes 677 amino acids.
AUGGGCAAAAGUGGGCAUGCAGCAGGCAAACCCAGUAAUGCUACAGGUCCCUUGUCCUCAUCUACAAAAAAUUAUGUGUACUUUGAGAACUCGUCCAGCAAUCCUUACUUGAUCCGCAGAAUAGAAGAGCUCAACAAGACAGCCAAUGGCAAUGUGGAGGCGAAGGUGGUGUGUCUGUUCAGGAGGCGAGACAUCUCAGGCAACCUCAACACUCUGGCUGACAGCAAUGCAAGAGAGUUUGAGGAGGAGUCGAAGCAGCCGGUGCUGUCUGAACAACAGAAGCACCAGCUCAAGCACAGAGAACUCUUCCUAUCUCGACAGUUUGAAUCACUACCUGCUACUCACAUACGGGGGAAAUGUAACGUCACCCUGCUCAAUGAAACAGAUGUGCUGGCCGGCUACCUUGAGAAAGAGGACUGUUUUUUCUACUCGUUGGUAUUUGACCCAGUUCAGAAGACCCUGCUGGCAGACCAGGGCGAGAUCCGGGUGGGCUCUAAGUACCAGGCUGAGAUCCCUGACAAGCUAGCUGAGGGUGAAUCAGAUAACCGGGUCCAGGAGAAGCUGGAGACCAAGGUGUGGGACCCCAACAACCAACUCAAAGACCCUCAGAUCGACCAGUUCCUGGUGGUGGCAAGAGCUGUGGGCACAUUUGCUCGGGCCCUGGACUGUAGCAGCUCCAUCCGCCAGCCAAGCCUCCAUAUGAGUGCAGCUGCAGCCUCCAGAGACAUCACAUUGUUCCAUGCUAUGGACACAUUGCAGAAGAACAACUACGAUCUGGCCAAAGCUAUGUCCACCCUGGUUCCUCAGGGGGGGCCAGUGCUCUGCCGCGAUGAGAUGGAGGAGUGGAGCGCCUCAGAGGCCAUGCUGUUUGAGGAGGCCCUGGAGAAAUAUGGCAAAGACUUCAACGACAUCCGUCAGGACUUUCUGCCCUGGAAGUCUCUUGCCAGUGUGGUCCAGUUCUACUACAUGUGGAAGACUACUGAUCGCUACAUCCAACAGAAACGACUAAAGGCAGCAGAGGCAGACAGCAAGCUGAAGCAGGUGUACAUUCCCACCUACACCAAACCCAACCCCAACCAGAUCCCGGUGCCUGGCAGCAAGCCUGGUAUGAACGGAGCAGCAGGCUUUCAGAAAGGACUCAGCUGUGAGAGCUGCCACACGGCCCAGUCUCCUCAGUGGUAUUCCUGGGGGCCUCCCAACAUGCAGUGCAGACUGUGUGCCUCCUGCUGGAUUUACUGGAAGAAAUAUGGAGGCCUGAAGACUCCCACACAGCUAGAGGGCGCCACUAGAGUUGGCUCUGAGACAGGUCCCCGUGCUCACAUGACAAGGCAGGAGGUGCAGGGCUUGUCGCCGUUCACCCGUAACGAGGGUCGAGCCAAGCUGCUGGCCAAGAAUCGGCAGACGUUCAUCCUGCAGACCACCAAGCUGACCCGCAUCGCUCGGCGGGUGUGUGAGGACAUCCUGCAGCCUCGCCGUGCUGCACGGCGGCCCUACGCAUCCAUUAACGCCAACGCUGUCAAGGCUGAGUGUAUGAUCAGGCUGCCCAAAGCCACAAAAACUCCUCCGAAAAGCAAGCUGGUGCCUCGACAGUCGCUGGCCACUAUAGUGAAGGAUUUAGCUAUCUCAGCUCCUCUGAAACUGAAGGCAUCCAGAGGGCCCCCGACACCCAUCAACAGGAACCAGGCCAACCAGCCUCGAGUGGGCCAAAGCCUGCUGGGAAAGAGAGGGUUUGACAGCGCUACAGGGGUGCCCUACCCAGCCAACGGGAGGCCGUACACUUCAGGUAUGAGGACCACCACUCAGCCAGUCAUCAAGCGGCAGAAGGUCAGCCACGGGGAGGCACCCAACCCUGUGGUGUUUGUUGCUACAAAGGACACCAGGGCUCUGAGGAAACAUCUGACCCAGUCAGAAAUGCGCCGGGCAGCAAGAAAACCUCAUCUUCUGGUGCGGAUCAAGCUGCCGCCACCUCCCCGCAACCUAGCAAUGCCCCUGAUCCCCUCCAGCACCAGCGAACCCAUUGUCCUGGAGGACUGAAGGGGGAGGACGGAGGGGUCUUUUAAAAGGACAUGGGAGUUGGGGGAGGGUCUGUGUAGCCCAGUACACCAUACCAGUAGGUACCAGUAGGUGCGGCGUACUGGCCUGCUGCCUUUAUUUUCAACAUCAUUUUUCUUGAGUCCUCUGUUAUUUCCCAGAAGUUGAUGUGUCCAGCACACACACAAACACACAAAAGCACUUAGAUGACUGUACAUUUCUACAAUAUUAAAUAAGCAGACACUCACACCAACACACUGCCACUCACACACACACUUUGGGCUUUGUAGGGUGUUUUCUCCAGAUCCCAAAUUACCUUUUUUAUGCUGCCUGUUUUAAAUGUGUAAUUUAAAUCAAGAGAUUUUUCAUCCUGAAGCAAUGGAGAUGAAGCACACUUUGAUUUUUCCUCUACAUCUCUCUUUGUGUAAAUAUAUGCAUCAUUUAAGGGGUGACGCCAUGUGUAUGUGUGUGUGAGAGUGAAAUGGGA